CUGGAGCUCUUUAUUCGGGAGAUGAGGAAGCCUCUGCUGGACUGCGACCCGGUGCCGAUUCGCCCCUUGUGGGACCUGAUGUCUGAGGACGAGGUGGAAGGGGAAAGCCUGGACGUGUGUCUCCAGCACCUCUACAAAUACAACUGCCCCUGCUCGCUGGCCGCCGCCCUGGCCAGGACCACGGCGGACAGCAUCCUGCGGACUGACCUCACCAUCCACCACCUCGUCAAGUCAUCAGAAGUUGGAGCUGACCCACUACCACGUGAGUCCCCGGGGAGCCCAUGA
Messenger RNA from Menidia menidia (Atlantic silverside), 285 nucleotides. The record is from the annotation of a GenBank genome assembly. Lineage: Eukaryota; Metazoa; Chordata; Actinopteri; Atheriniformes; Atherinopsidae.